AUGCGAUGCGCGAGCAAGGCCGCCGAGAGCGCGUCCGCACGUCUCUGUGCGGACGCCGAAGCAGAAACCGCAGCAACUGAUGUCUCAUCGGUUGCUGAAGCGACUCAGCCUCUGUCACUUGGUGAUGCAGGCGCUGGUCAUGAAGACACUCAUGUCUUCACAGAGUAUGAGCUCGGAGUCUCAUACUCUCCUGAUACGGAAGACGGAUCCGUAUCGACGGCGAUCGAAUCCAAGCGCCUGCCAAGCGUGGUAUGGAUGAUGCUAUGCGUCGUAGCAUCUUUGGUUCAUCUAAUGAAUCAGAUGAAACAUCGCCAAAGCGAAGGCGCUCGAGGUCGCGAGACUCGGGCGCUAACAGUGGUGUCGGUUCUCCUAUGA
Molecule: messenger RNA, 375 nt
Organism: Peronospora matthiolae
Lineage: Eukaryota; Oomycota; Peronosporomycetes; Peronosporales; Peronosporaceae
Source: the annotation of a GenBank genome assembly